Molecule: messenger RNA, 7294 nt
Organism: Hirundo rustica (Barn swallow)
Lineage: Eukaryota; Metazoa; Chordata; Aves; Passeriformes; Hirundinidae
Gene: CPSF2
Product: cleavage and polyadenylation specific factor 2
Exons: 15
Coding region: 159-2507 (782 amino acids)
Biological process (GO): mRNA 3'-end processing by stem-loop binding and cleavage
Cellular component (GO): mRNA cleavage and polyadenylation specificity factor complex
Molecular function (GO): RNA binding
Source: RefSeq, a predicted model, not a curated record
CCUCCCCCCGGCGGGCUCGCGGUGGUGCCGCCCGCUACCCUUCCGCCCGCUGCCCCUCCUCCCCGCCUCCCGCAAGAUGGCGGCCAGCGCGGCGCGGGCUGGGGGUGGUUGAGGGCGGCAGAUUAGUUCCUUUGGAGAGUAAACACUUGGAGAGGAAAAUGACAUCGAUUAUUAAGUUGACUACGCUCUCGGGGGUGCAGGAGGAAUCUGCCCUUUGCUAUCUCUUGCAAGUAGAUGAGUUUCGUUUUCUUUUGGACUGUGGCUGGGAUGAAAACUUUUCUAUGGAUAUUAUUGAUUCUCUGAGGAAGCAUGUACACCAGGUUGAUGCUGUACUUCUGUCCCACCCUGACCCUCUACACCUUGGUGCACUUCCGUAUGCAGUUGGAAAAAUGGGGUUGAAUUGUGCCAUUUAUGCAACUAUUCCUGUAUAUAAAAUGGGACAGAUGUUUAUGUAUGAUCUCUACCAGUCCCGCCAUAAUACUGAAGAUUUCACACUCUUUACGUUGGAUGAUGUAGAUGCAGCCUUUGAUAAGAUACAACAGCUGAAGUUUUCUCAGAUUGUGAAUUUAAAAGGCAAAGGACAUGGCUUGUCAAUCACACCAUUGCCAGCUGGUCACAUGAUAGGAGGCACAAUUUGGAAGAUUGUCAAGGAUGGAGAGGAAGAAAUUGUUUAUGCCGUUGAUUUCAACCACAAGAGGGAGAUCCAUCUGAAUGGAUGUUCCUUGGAAAUGUUGAGCAGGCCUUCAUUGCUUAUUACAGAUUCAUUUAAUGCUACUUAUGUACAACCCAGGAGGAAGCAAAGAGAUGAACAGCUGCUGACUAAUGUUUUGGAGACAUUACGAGGUGAUGGAAAUGUAUUAAUAGCCGUGGAUACAGCAGGCAGAGUUCUGGAACUUGCUCAGCUUCUUGAUCAAAUCUGGAGAACAAAAGAUGCAGGAUUAGGAGUCUACUCUCUUGCACUUUUGAAUAAUGUCAGCUACAAUGUAGUGGAGUUCUCUAAAUCACAGGUUGAAUGGAUGAGUGACAAGUUGAUGAGGUGCUUUGAAGACAAGAGGAACAACCCUUUUCAGUUCCGCCACCUCUCCUUAUGUCACAGUCUGUCUGAUCUGGCUCGAGUGCCUAGUCCAAAAGUUGUUCUUGCCAGUCAGCCUGACUUGGAGUGUGGGUUUUCUAGAGAUCUUUUCAUUCAGUGGUGCCAGGAUUCCAAAAACUCCAUAAUUUUAACUUACCGCACUACACCUGGAACAUUAGCACGAUUCCUGAUUGAUAAUCCUUCCGAAAAAGUAAUAGAUAUUGAGUUGAGAAAACGUGUCAAGUUGGAAGGAAAAGAACUUGAAGAAUAUCUAGAAAAGGAGAAACUAAAGAAAGAGGCAGCUAAGAAGUUAGAGCAGUCUAAAGAGGCAGAUAUUGAUUCCAGUGAUGAGAGUGAUGCUGAAGAGGAUAUUGAUCAGCCAACUUUACAUAAGACCAAGCACGAUUUGAUGAUGAAAGGUGAAGGCAGCCGGAAAGGAAGCUUCUUCAAACAGGCAAAAAAAUCUUAUCCAAUGUUUCCAGCUCCUGAAGAAAGAAUUAAAUGGGAUGAAUAUGGUGAAAUUAUCAAACCUGAGGAUUUUCUAGUUCCAGAACUUCAAGCAACAGAAGAAGAAAAAAGCAAAUUAGAGUCUGGUUUGACAAAUGGAGAGGAGCCUAUGGACCAGGAUUUAUCAGAUGUUCCUACCAAAUGUAUUUCUGCAACAGAAUCCAUGGAAAUUAAAGCCAGAGUUACUUACAUUGACUAUGAAGGACGUUCAGAUGGGGACUCAAUUAAAAAAAUUAUUAACCAAAUGAAACCAAGACAACUGGUCAUCGUCCAUGGACCACCUGAGGCGAGUCAGGACCUUGCAGAAUGUUGCAGAGCUUUUGGUGGAAAAGAUAUUAAAGUUUACAUGCCUAAACUUCAUGAAACUGUAGAUGCUACAAGUGAAACUCACAUUUAUCAGGUCAGAUUGAAAGAUUCUCUUGUCAGCUCUCUUCAGUUCUGUAAAGCCAAGGAUGCCGAGUUGGCUUGGAUAGAUGGUGUUCUGGACAUGAGGGUUUCAAAAGUGGAUACUGGAGUUAUUUUGGAAGAGGGGGAGUUGAGAGAAGAUGAAGACUUAGAGAUGCAAGUGGAUGUGCCUUCUUCAGACUCGAGUGUGAUUGCACAACAGAAGGCCAUGAAAAGCCUCUUUGGUGAUGAUGACAAGGAGAUGUGUGAGGAGAGUGAGAUCAUUCCUACUUUGGAACCUCUGCCGCCUCAUGAGGUUCUUGGACAUCAGUCUGUGUUUAUGAAUGAGCCAAGACUGUCUGACUUCAAGCAGGUUCUCUUGCGGGAAGGUAUACAAGCUGAAUUUGUUGGAGGAGUGCUUGUGUGCAACAACCUGGUGGCUGUCCGCAGGACUGAAACAGGGCGUAUUGGAUUGGAAGGCUGCCUCUGUCAGGACUUCUAUAGGAUAAGAGACCUUUUAUAUGAGCAAUAUGCUAUUGUCUAAGAAAAGUGCUGCAAAGGUGUUUUCUCUUGGACUUUCACAGACAAUGGAGGUUUCUCCCACUUCUGACUUUUUGUAGUUUUCUAAUUUAUACAGGGAAACUUAAUUCAUAAAGAACAGUUAGCUGCCAUGAACGUGUAAGUAACUGCUACUGUUGUUCAUAAAUCUGUUGGUACAUUCCAUGUAGUUGACUCUUAAACUGUUACAACUUGGCAUCUCCCACAUAACACAUUAUAAAUGAGUUUAUGACUAUGAACGCUUCUCAGGAAAGGUUCAAUUUGUCAGGGCAUGUUUUGCUUUCACAGAUUUCCCAUCAAAGAGUAUGAAACAUGCAAACGUCAUUCUUUUAUUCUAAAAUAAGGUUGGAUUUAGAACUUCAGUUUCUUUGGUUUCGUUUGUUUUGGUUUCUGUGUGGUUGUUUUUGGUUUCAGUUGCUUGGGGUUUUUUUUAGUAAGUUUGAUUUGGGGAACAGUCUCAAAUAUUUUUCGUCUUCUGUUUUUACAACUGAGUUUAGCUGAAGUACAUUAUUAACAGCCCACUUAAAGCUAGACUGCCUAAAGUUUCCCCAGCGCUAAUCUGGCUGCAUAGUAACGCUGUAUCUAUUCCAUCUUACUGAUUUGUUCUGAAACAGCGUUUCAUAUUGUAAUCUGUAGGAUAAAAAAAUUUCUUAGGCAAUUACUCUUAAGAAGAUUGGAUGAUAUUUUCAGGGAGUUUAAAAUGCAGUAAUUAUGCAUCAGAGUAACUUCUUCACAAGCAUACAGAAUUUGUAACUCUUAGCUCUUGCAAAAUUAUGCCAAUUGUAAAACCUUUUCUGAGUUCUCAUUUUAAUACUUUGCAAAGUCUAAAGCCUUUAUCCAUGCACUGCUGUUUGUUCAGAGUGCCAUGAGCCAAGUUCAGGAAGAUCUUUUCUCUUGAAAUCUGAGUUCAUGUGAUAUAUUUAAUGAUUUUGUGCCGUGUUCUGUUCUAGCUGACGGUGACACUUACCGAUGCUAGGAUUUUACCUUACUUUUUAGGUAAGGGUAAACACAGUUUUGAAUUAAUUAAUUUCUCAGAAAUUAACUUAUGAAAACAAAUGGCCUCUUGAGUUUAUUUAAUACUUUUCUUCCCUGUCCAUGUGUGAAAUACCAGCUUUGGCAGUGGAGGGUUGGUUUUUUUUUUUACAUGAAACAGCAAUGUAAUAUAUGCUCUUUGUGUGUAUGCAUAAAUAAAACCUUUUGAAAAAGUGGCAAAAACUAGCCCUGUGGGCUAUCAAUGGAAAGAUAAUUUACUUUGCAAUUCAUUCUCAACAAAAGUUCUCUAUCUGAUCUACAGACUAUUCUGUUUAAAAUAGUAGCUUAAAAUUCAAGACUGUAUUAAACAUUUGAUAGAACUAUAUACUAGAAAUGUAAAAAACCUGAAAAUAUAAUACUGAGUGAGAACGUAUUUUCUUACACAAAAUCUAGGGAUAAUUAGAUAGCUCAGUGUUCUGGGUUUUUUUCUUAACAGUCUAGAAAAUUGUGUAUUUCCCUUAUAUUGACAACUAGAACUUCAUAGAAAUGCUCUGGUUUUGUAGCAAUGCUAUGUAAAUCUAUAUGAUACUGAAGACUUGUUGCUGAAUACUAUUGUAUUACUACUGUUGCUGAUACUAGUGAACUUUUAUAAAGUGUGGUACUUUGUGCAUAAUCAUAUUGGCCUUAGGAGUUGAACCUUGAGGGCUUAGGGUGGGAUGGGAUCACAUGCGCCUGCAUGAAAUAUACUAAUAAAGAAGAAACCCCUUAGGAAGUCAAAAUAGUGCUGUUUUUAAAAAAAGGAUAAAGACAAUACAGUGUGAUCAUAAAGCUUUCUAUCAGUUUUGUUUGUUUUUCUAACCUACUGAUAAAAAUUCAGCUAAGAUCACAAAAUUUUAGUGUUAUCAGUUACUAAAUUCUAGUCUGUGCUGACAGCAAAUUCCAAAUCAGUGCCAUCCCUGAGGAAAAGGCUCAAGUAUAAGCAAAACAGCUGACUUAAUAUUUUAGUCUAUUCAGCAUGAGUGUGGCUGAAUUGUGAAAUCUGACCUAGAAAGCUGACAUGCAAGGUGAAAGUAGUCAGCUGAGUGCUGGGACUGGAGUUCUGGAUGUCUGUAGAAAACGUAAAACAGGCUGCACUUGUGCUGCGGUGCAGGUGUGCUCCUCAGCUGGGCAUUCAGUGCUUGUGUCAUCUUCCAAGAACGGGGAAGAGGUCCCUUCCCAGCAGUGGUCGGGUAUCGUUGGGCUCCUUUUGUUGCAGGGCUGAGCAUUCGCAUGGGCAUCACUCACUUCCCUUGUAGACUUUUGUUAUUAAUGUUGUCGCUGUUACUGUUCAUUUUCUUAUUUUAUUGCUGUUUCUGGUAAAUUGUUCUUGUCUCAACCCACGAUCUUCAAAUUUUAUUACUCCAAUUCUUCUCUUCAGCCUCAAGAGGGGAGGGAGAGGGGAAGGGAGGAGUGAACGAGUGGCACAUGGUUUGGAGUGUUUUGGUGGGAACACUAAAUGGGAGAAUACCAUUCCUAAACUGUGAAAACUACUAAAAUUUUUUGAGUCUUUGUCAAAAGUAGUCUUACUGUAAGGGUCCAAAGGUUGCUGGUAUUCUGUUUCAUGGCUUUUGGAGAUGUUUUCAUAGUUUUGAAAAGGAAGCACCGAGGAAGAUGAUCUCACAGUCAAAUCUGAUAAAGAAAUGUAUCUAGUAAAUAGAAUAGUAGUUCUUGGUCUGAAAACUGUAAGUAACUAAUGAGAUAAUGAAACUAGAUCAAAAGAAUCUAUAAAAUUGCCUGUUGACAUUUAUUUUUAAAAAUACUUUUAAGAGUAUGAAGUCUUACCUUCACUUGAGUCUCUUUUUGGUUGGUAAGAGAUACAGUACAAAGACCAAAAUUUCUUAGAAUCAUAUAAUGGUUUGGUUUGGAAGGGGCCCUAAAGAUCAUCUGGUUUCAGUGCUCUGCCAUGGGCAGGGACACCUUUCACUAAACCAGGUUGCUCAAAGCCCCAUCCAAACCUGGCCUUGAGCACUUCCAGAGACGAGCCAUCCAAACCUGGCCUUGAGCACUUCCAGAGACGAGCCAUCUGCAGCUUCCCUGGGCAACCUGUGCCGGUAUGUCACUCCUACUCGUAGUGAAGAAUUUCUUCCUAGUACCUAAUCUAAACCUACUCUCUUUCAGUUUAAAGCCAUUUUCCCUUGUCCUAUCACUACACGCCCUUGUAAAAGGUCUCUCUCCAGCUCUCCUGUAGGACCCCUUUAAGUACUGGAAGGUGCUCUAGGGUUUCCCCAGAGCUUUCUCUUUUCCAGGCUAGACCACCCCAGCUCUCUCAGCCUACUUUCAUGGGAGAGGUGCUCCAGCCCCUUGAUCAUCUUUGUGGCCAUCCUCUGCAGUUUGUCCAACAGGUCCAUGUCCUUCCUGUGCUGAGGGCCUCAAAUGUGGGUGCAGUGUUUGAGGUGCAGUCUCACCAGAGUGGAGUGGAGGGCAGAUCCCCUCCCUCACUCUGCUGCCCAUGCUGCUUUGUAAGCAGUCCAGGAUAGAACUGGUUCUCUGGGCUGCAAAAGCACAUUCCCGUAUCAUACCCAUCCUGCACCACCAGCAUUUAUUUUGGGAGUCUUGUUGCGUGUCUUGUUUCCUGCAAGUACAGGACAGCAGAGUUGAAAUGAACAGUAAUCAUUUUUUUUAAGAGUGCUUUUUUUAUUUCCAAUGAAGUUGAAAUCUUCUGUUAUAACAGCACAAGCUUUUGUAGAAACUCAUUUCCAUGAGGAGUAGUGGAACGGCAAAUAUUUCAUUGAAUGCUUUGGAUGAUCUAAAAUGGCAUGAUAAGCAGUAUAGGUUGUGAACCGUUAAUGUACAUCACGCUGCUUGACUGGUAUUAACCAAGGGAUGAAGCAGUUUUUUUCAGAUCAACAACAUUAAUUACAUUAAUAAAAUUCUUAAUUCUGUAUUGUAAAGGGUGUGUUAGUGUUUUCUGGCAGAGGAACUCUGAGGAGUGGUUGCAGUGAAAUGGUAAGUGAACUGAUCCUUCCUUUCAGCUCUAACACUUCCUCACAGUGCUAGAAGAGGAAUAUAGUUACAAAUAUUUGGGAGAACAAGAUUGUUUCAUACAGUGAACUUCAAGUUUUACUGUCUUUGAUAGGUUAUGUAUUACCACUGUGAUAAGAAAUUAAAAAUCCAAAAAACAGCCCCACUCCUGCAUUAUUUAAUAGAACUUCCAGUGAGCCAUGUAACUUUUCCUGGAAGAGAAGGUUUCAUACAGACUUGUAAGGUCAGAAGAAAUAAGUUUGCUUUAUGAGCUUUAAGCAGUAAAAACCUGCCUGUUGUAUCAUCCUCUUAGGUGAUGCAAGCUAGAUCUAUGAUUCAACAGCUGAAUGAUAAUGAGCUAAGCAUCUGCCAAAAAGUAUAGUUUGUAACUGCAAACUGGCAGUCACCAGUUUUGAUAAUGAACAAAUACAUUAAUUCAGUUGUGCGGGCUUUUCUUAAAUACAUUUUGGUUUUGGUGCAGUUUUUUGGAAGUGAUAAAAACUUCUCUAAAAGCUACUUUUGACAAAUGAUUCUAAAGAAGUUUGCAAUGGUGGACAUUUCAAUUAAAAAAUAAUACAACCCAAACCACAGGCUUUCUGUUGAAUUUGGCCCAAGUUUGAUACCCAUUUUUGUAAAACCGACUCUGGAAAAUUACAUGGGAAACCAAUGGAGAGCAUUCAUCAUGUAUAGUAGUGGUUACCAUGCCCUUACUUGUGUUUAAGAUGUAGAAAAUCAAACAACAUUAAAUGUCGAUAACAAUGUCAGAACUUUUGCAAGUAAAUAAAAACUCUAUCUUCAAAA